Molecule: messenger RNA, 12644 nt
Organism: Melopsittacus undulatus (budgerigar)
Lineage: Eukaryota; Metazoa; Chordata; Aves; Psittaciformes; Psittaculidae
Gene: CHD2
Product: chromodomain helicase DNA binding protein 2
Exons: 43
Coding region: 3919-9414 (1831 amino acids)
Biological process (GO): nucleosome organization; regulation of transcription by RNA polymerase II
Cellular component (GO): chromatin; nucleus
Molecular function (GO): ATP hydrolysis activity; chromatin binding; histone binding
Source: RefSeq, a predicted model, not a curated record
GGAACACCUCUUGCUGGGCAGCUCUUGUGACAAUGUCCUGGCUGACUCUUGAUAGAGUGAUGACCAUCUCCCAGCUCAGCAGGAUGCUGCUAUGACCAUAUUUACAGCCAUAUUUACAGAAUGGUAGAAUUCCAUGAAUUCCUUAUUUCCUGAGUGGCUUCCAGAAGAAUCGUUUGUACCUUCUUUUCUUAGGCUAUUGGCUGGAUAUUGUUCUUGCUUCCAAAGAUUCAGAUGGCUGGGUAAAAGUCCUUGAGCAAAAUUCUGUACUGUGCUUACCAGAUGUGUUGAGGAACUGAUUAAGCAAAAUAACUCCUCUUGGUUGAAGCACUGAAUCCAGUCAGAUGAAGAGUGUCAAAAGGAGUCUACGAAUGAGACACCAAGAUGGCAGUUCCACUGUUGAUUGAGAGGUUGAGAAAAUGGACUAAUGCAUGAGUGCUGUGAUGUGUCUGUCCAAGAAAAGGAUUUUAAAUCAUGGACUCUCGUGGUAUUAAACCAGAGAAGAUCUGGGUUGUGAUCAUCCUGGCAAAUGGACUUUGCACUUGAAUUAAUAUGGGGACUCUCUCAGUGCCUAUCCAAUGAUGGAUCUCUUUGAGGACUGGGUGGCAAAAUGUUGCUCUCUGGUUGUGUAUGCGUUACAGGCAAAUUCAUUGGGUAAGAGAUCUGGUGCUACCCCUUUGGAGAAAAUGUAAUAUAUUUAUAUAUUUAAGUGAUUUAAUAAAAGGUUUUGGUUUCUUUCAUGCUUUGUGUUUGUUCUUUCUGGCUAAAUAUUUUUUUUCUUACUGUGUUGGUAUUGAAGUGGGUGAUGGUUUUGGUUGCUGUUAAAGUGUGGAAUAUUUUAACUGCUAAGCACUAAAAGCAAGGUAAAAUUUUGUGUUAUAUUUGCUUUAAAAUGUGGUUUUCAUUUGCAAAUUCUGUGCACUUUACCAUGACUGUCAAUGAAUUUUUAUUUGCUGGUUUGCUCAUUCAGGUGCUUGAUGUGAGGGGGUUUUUCAGCACUUGGCCUGUUGUCAGGAUACUUCUGCUGAACUCUGAAUCUAUUUUAAGAUGGAGUUGAUGGCAGUUGAAGGCUGGGCAAAUCCAGCAAUAAAGGAGUACCUGAAUGUUUUGUGUAACUUUUUUAGGUGUGCUGCUUGGGUUGUGUGUGGGUAUAGAAACUUUUCAACAGAUUUUCUGGACAAUAUAGUUCCUAAGCAGCCUAUUUGGUCUUAAAAUUGUUCUGUGAGAAUGUCCCAUCUGCCUCACUGCUAUUGAAUGUAGACUUGGUUGUGUGAUACUGCACCGUGUAUUUGAUGAGAAAAAAUUGAGUUAUUUUUGAUACUGUUACAGAUGACAUGUCAGCCUUUACAAAUGAGUUUUUAAAUGGUUAUAAUGUUCACAAACCCAUUUCCUUUCCAGUUUUUGGUGGGUCAGAUAGUUAAACUGUAGCAACCUUCUUAUGUCUGUUUCACCUGAAGUUCAUGGUUGUCUUUGUUUUCUGCUGGAGGGCCAACAUGGCAGACCUGGUGCUGAGAUCCCCUGGGUGUUUGCUUUUAAAAACAAACAGAACCCCAUUGUGUGUUUAACCAUUUGGCUUGCUCAGGCUUCUUUGUAGAUACCCACUUUUGCCAUGAUGAAUUGAUCAUACCUGUUUAAUCCAACCAUUUUGAUGAUGCACACUUGCUCAAGUUUGGUUUUGCCAUGUGUUUAUAUGGUGGAGAUAGGUACUGGGACCAGCCUAAAGGGUUUCCCAUUCAGAUGAGUGGAUUUCUUUAGUGUUGCCCAGAAUUGCUUGGAAUGGUCUUGGAUUGUGGUUUAUAGUUCUUGUCAUUUAGGUGCAAGAGGUCUUCUGUGAAUCAUCAGUAGAGUGAAAUUCUUUGAAAUGGACUGUGGCAAUGGAGUGUUGCUACUCAAACCCCUUGAUGUGGGAAGAUGAUAGGCUGUUGGAGGAUGUGAAGGGCAGAUGUGUGGAGGAGUUGGAGGGAACUCUUUGUUCUGCUGGUAGAAGCCAAUGUUUUCAGGGUGUUGGGGUGUUGUGCCAUUGAUUCCCCAUAGAAGCCCAAACUGGCCCUUCUCCCCCACCGGUCUCCCAUUGCCUGAUCUCAUUGUCCUGUUGUGAUGCUUCCACAUAUGCAAGUUGUCUAUAUGCUUUUAGGGGUCUGUUGCUUGUGGGAAGACAACUGGUAGUCAGAAUACAAGAGGUUGGGGGAUGCUUGGAUCUCCCCCACUUCCUCUGGAAUGCAUGCUCUCAAUCCAAGGAUGUUGUAUUUGAGGUGGCCCUUGAUGUCCAGUUAAUGCAGCUUGGCUAUUACAUGGCUUUUAAAUUAAUCUGUUGUGUUAAAAUCUGUGGAUGAACAUGAAUGGGUUAAGAAGGCGAGUUGGAAAUGCUGCUUUCAGUGGUGUUAGACUUGCUUCACAGUUGUGCCCUCCCACAGCUGAUGAAAAAUGUGGAGCUUUUGGUUUUUUGUUGCUGGGGGAAACCACUAGGGAGGCGCUGUUGAGCUGGAGGGGUUGAUGAGCUACGUGGGGCUUUCUUGGGAGCGGGUGCCGCUCUUGCCCCAAGCUUGAAGUGCAGUUGUUGGGUGGCGAAGGGAAGAGCUAUUGUCUGGGGAUAUUGCCACUGAAUUGAAUAAAAGCUACCCCUUGGGUGGGGUGACCCCCAAGAUGGGUUGGUGCUGGCUGCAUGGCUGUUAGCUCCACUUCCAUUCUUUCAAAAUGGCUUGUAACAGCACCACUUCCUGUCCAGGGAGGAAGUAAUUUUAGCCCAGGCACUGAAAUAUUUAGCAAAUCUUUAAAACAAAAGGCACAAAUUCCAUUUCUUUCUGGUUUCAAAAGGGUGCCUGAGCCAUAUGGGGUUAAGGUACCCCAUUAGCUGGGGUAGUUGGAAGAAGCUAGGGCUGUGGGGGGUAGCAGGCACCCUUUAGGUGGAGGCUAUCUCUUUUUUUGGUAGAAAUGAAGGGGUGGGUCUAUGGUACAUCACCUGAGUUGUGGGGUAAAUGUAGAGAGUGUCAAUCAAAGGCAGAGCUCAGAGCUGGGAAGGAGCUCUAGAUGGCGGCUGUGCCUUAGAGAGAGCGCGCUCAGCUCCGUGCCUUCCCCAACACUUUACGCAACUUUCCCUAACUUUCGGGCAGCCUCAGGGGGCCCCCACAGCCCCUCGCCUCUCCUAGGCACUAAUUGGGGGCUGAGUGGACCUUUUUCGGGCAGAAAAGCAGCUUUUGAGGGCUCCCUUUUCGUGCCUUGCUGGAAAGAAGAAGCCGUGGAGAGAGCCCAGGUCGUUGUUUUUCCAGCUUAGAAGCCAUGGCGUACCUCCAUUUUUGUGCGCUCUCCUAAUGAGCUUUUUGCCCCGGACAUUUUUAUACUAAUUAUCGCUUCUUUUGCUUUAUCUGCAGCAUAUUUUUUGGGAUUAGAAUAUAUAUUUUUUUUCAUUCUUUGAAAUUUGUAUUUUCUCAUUAUAACUCUAAAUAUUUUGGAUCUGAUGUUUUUCCACUACCCGAAACUAAUAUCGACUUGGUCCUGGCGGUGGUGCAUGGAUCAGGUAGGUGAGCAAUUAAUAAUCAUAAUUUGUACAUUUCUGCCGUUUUGAAUACUUUGAUUUUUGACCGAUUUGAGCUGUAUUGGGAUGACGCAAUAAGAUACAGAGAUUAUUUGCAUCCAGUGUUACUUUGGGAAAGUUUGCAGGAUGCUCCUCUGCUCUGUUUAUUCUCGGAUUUUCCUUGGAAAAUCGAUGAUUUGUUUGAAAUCUCCGUUUUGCCGUGUUGCUCAGUGUUGUGUAUUGUUACAACAAUAUCGUUGCAGCGUCAGGACUUUGUUCCUGCUAAUGAAAGCCAGUGAAACGAACUGGGACCUUACCUUUCUUUCAACUUUUGACAGUAAAUACCUGGGCACAGGACUUCAAAGCAGACAGACACCCCUGACCCCCUCUUAAUAUUAAAGAAUAAAAAGAUGAUGAGAAAUAAGGACAAAAGCCAAGGAGAGGAGGGUUCAGUCCACAGCAAUGCAUCGAGCCACUCGGCAUCUGAAGAAGCCUCUGGCUCUGAGUCUGCAAGCCAGUCUGAAAGCGAGCAGGGCAGCGAGUCAAACAGCAGCUCGGAGUCCUCUGAAAGUCAGUCUGAAUCUGAAAGUGAAUCAAUGGAUUCGAAAUCCCAGCAGACCCCUCCUGAAACCAAAGAAAAACCGGCCUCUAAGAAGGAAAGGAUAGCAGAUGUUAAGAAGAUGUGGGAAGAAUAUCCUGAUGUUUAUGGGGUUAGGAGGUCAAACCGAAGCAGACAAGAACCAUCACGAUUUAAUAUUAAAGAUGAGGCAAGUAGUGAAUCUGAAAAUGAGAGCCCAAAAAGAAGAGGCCAGAAGCAGAUGAAAAGAACAAACAAAUGGAAAAGAGUCAUCUCUGGGGAAGAAGAAGAUGAAGAUGGAGGGGAGCAAGGCAGCAGUGGAGAGAGUGAGCCUGAACAGAAGAAAAUUAAAGCAAGAAGACCUGCCCAAAGGAGAACAGUGACCAAAACCAGUGUUAAAAAGACUUACAAACCCCAGCGUGGGAAGAAGAGGAAGAAACCAGACUCAUCUGAAGAUGACGAUGAUGAUGAAGAUGAUGAAACCCCCAAGAGACAAACUCGACGAAGAGCAGCCAAAAAUGUCAGUUACAAAGAAGAUGAUGAUUUUGAGACAGAUUCUGAUGACCUGAUAGAGAUGACUGUGGAAGGAGCUGAUGAGCAACAAGACAACUGUGAAACUAUAGAGAAGGUCUUGGACAUCAGGCUUGGAAAGAAAGGAGCCGUUGGUGCUUCCACCACAGUGUAUGCAACUGAAGCCAAUGGUAACCCAAGCGCUGACUUUGAUCCUGAAAAGGAUGAGGGAGAAGUUCAGUACCUGAUCAAAUGGAAAGGCUGGUCGUACAUCCAUAGCACGUGGGAGAGUGACGAGUCCCUGCAACAGCAGAAAGUGAAGGGCCUGAAGAAGCUAGAGAACUUCAAGAAGAAAGAGGAGGAGAUCAAGCAAUGGCUGGGCAAGGUGUCACCUGAAGAUGUAGAAUACUUCAACUGCCAACAGGAGCUUGCUUCUGAGCUGAACAAACAGUAUCAGAUAGUGGAGAGAGUGAUAGCUGUGAAGACCAGCAAGACCACAACGGGACAUUCAGAACUGCCAGCAAGCAGUCGUAAAACAUCCUCGAAUGACCCUGAGUACCUGUGUAAGUGGAUGGGGCUGCCCUAUGCGGAGUGCAGCUGGGAGGAUGAGGCACUGAUAAGCAAGAAAUUCCAGCACUGCAUUGACAGCUUCAACAACCGUAACAACUCCAAAACCAUUCCCACUCGGGACUGCAAGGUAUUGAAGCAGAGACCGAGGUUUGUUGCCUUGAAGAAGCAGCCUUCCUACACUGGUGGUGAGAACCUGGAGCUGCGGGAUUACCAGCUGGAGGGCCUCAACUGGCUCGCUCACUCCUGGUGCAAGAACAACAGCGUGAUCCUGGCUGAUGAAAUGGGCCUGGGCAAGACAAUACAGACAAUAUCAUUCCUGUCGUACCUCUUCCAUCAGCACCAGCUCUAUGGCCCUUUCCUGUUGGUGGUGCCCUUGUCCACUCUCACCUCGUGGCAGAGAGAGUUUGAAGUGUGGGCACCCGAGAUAAACGUGGUGGUUUACAUCGGAGACCUCAUGAGCAGGAACAUGAUACGUGAAUAUGAGUGGAUCCACUCUCAGUCUAAAAGGUUGAAAUUCAAUGCACUUAUCACAACAUAUGAGAUCCUCCUCAAGGAUAAAGCUGUUUUGGGAAGUAUUAACUGGGCCUUUCUAGGCGUGGAUGAAGCCCAUCGGUUGAAAAAUGAUGACUCUCUGCUGUACAAAACACUGAUUGAUUUCAAGUCCAACCACAGGCUCCUGAUCACAGGCACCCCGCUUCAAAAUUCCCUCAAAGAACUCUGGUCCCUGCUGCAUUUCAUCAUGCCAGAGAAGUUUGAGUUCUGGGAGGACUUUGAAGAGGAUCAUGGGAAGGGUAGAGAGAAUGGCUACCAGAGCCUCCACAAGGUCCUGGAGCCAUUUCUGCUACGCAGAGUGAAGAAGGAUGUGGAGAAAUCUCUGCCAGCCAAAGUGGAGCAGAUCCUCCGGGUGGAAAUGUCUGCUUUGCAGAAACAGUAUUACAAGUGGAUCUUGACAAGAAACUACAAAGCUCUGUCAAAGGGAACGAGGGGGAGCACUUCUGGUUUCCUGAACAUUGUGAUGGAGUUGAAAAAGUGCUGCAACCAUUGCUACCUUAUCAAACCUCCUGAGGAAAACGAGAGAGAGAAUGGCCUUGAGACCCUGCAGUCUCUGGUCAGGAGCAGUGGAAAGUUAAUUCUCUUGGACAAGCUGCUGACCAGGCUGCGGGAGAGAGGCAACAGAGUGCUGAUCUUCUCCCAGAUGGUGAGGAUGCUGGACAUCUUGGCAGAGUACCUGACUAUCAAACACUACCCUUUCCAGCGCUUGGACGGCUCGAUCAAAGGGGAGAUCCGAAAGCAGGCGCUGGACCACUUCAACGCGGACGGCUCUGAGGACUUCUGUUUCUUGUUGUCAACGCGAGCUGGAGGACUGGGAAUUAACCUGGCCUCUGCUGAUACUGUUGUUAUCUUUGAUUCGGACUGGAACCCCCAGAAUGAUCUGCAGGCUCAGGCUCGGGCUCACCGCAUUGGUCAGAAGAAGCAGGUGAAUAUUUACCGCCUGGUCACAAAAGGAACUGUAGAGGAGGAGAUCAUUGAGAGGGCCAAGAAGAAGAUGGUGCUGGAUCAUUUGGUGAUCCAGCGUAUGGACACCACUGGUCGGACUGUUCUGGACAACACCUCUGGGCAGUCCAACAGCUCAAACCCUUUCAACAAAGAGGAGCUGACAGCUAUUCUGAAAUUUGGAGCUGAAGAUCUCUUCAAGGAGCUUGAAGGGGAAGAAUCGGAGCCUCAGGAGAUGGACAUUGAUGAGAUUCUGCGUCUGGCUGAAACACGAGAGAACGAAGUAUCCACCAGCGCCACUGAUGAGCUCCUCUCCCAGUUCAAGGUGGCCAACUUUGCAACCAUGGAGGAGGAAGAGACAGAGCUGGAGGAGCGGUCUCAGAAGGAUUGGGAUGAUAUCAUUCCAGAGGAGCAGAGGAAAAAGGUGGAGGAGGAAGAAAGGCAGAAAGAACUGGAGGAAAUCUAUAUGCUGCCUCGAAUCCGGAGCUCAACUAAAAAGGCUCAGACAAAUGACAGUGAAUCAGAUGCAGAAACGAAGAGAAGGCUUCAGAGAUCAUCUGGAUCAGAAAGCGAGACUGACGAUACCGAUGAUGAGAAGAGACCAAAGCGCAGGGGACGUCCUCGCAGUGUUAGAAAAGACACUGUGGAAGGAUUUACUGAUGCUGAAAUCAGGAGGUUUAUCAAGGCUUACAAGAAGUUUGGAUUGCCUCUUGAACGGCUGGAGUGUAUUGCCCGGGAUGCUGAGCUGGUGGAUAAGUCUGUGGCUGAUCUGAAAAGGUUAGGGGAACUCAUCCACAAUAGCUGUGUGUCAGCAAUGCAAGAAUAUGAAGAGCAAUUGAAAGAAAAUCCAGGUGAAGGGAAAGGGCCUGGGAAAAGAAGAGGACCUACUAUGAAGAUUUCCGGUGUCCAAGUCAAUGUGAAAUCCAUCAUCCAGCAUGAAGAGGAGUUUGAAAUGCUGCAUAAAUCCAUUCCUGCAGACCCAGAGGAAAGGAAGAAGUACCGCCUGACGUGUCGGGUCAAAGCAGCCCAUUUUGAUGUCGACUGGGGAGUGGAGGAGGAUUCUCGGUUGUUAGUGGGAAUUUACGAGCAUGGCUAUGGAAACUGGGAACUAAUUAAAACAGAUCCAGAACUGAAGCUAUCUGAUAAGAUCCUACCUGUUGAGACAGAUAAGAAACCUCAGGGAAAACAGCUCCAGACCCGAGUUGAUUAUCUACUGAAACUGCUGAAGAAAGAUCUGGACAAGAAGGAAAACAUGAAAGAUGGGGAAGAGGGCAAGCUAAAGAAGAGGAAACCACGAGUAAAGAAAGAGAACAAAGCUCCCAAAGUCAAAGAUGAGCAUGGGAAUGAACUCCUCUCUCCUCGGCACUCAGACAACCAGUCAGAAGAAGGUGAAGUCAAGGAGGAUGGCUUGGAAAAUUGCCCAGUGAAAAAGAAACAGAAGAAGAAAGAGAACAAAGAGAACAAGGAAAAACAGACAACCACUAAGAAGGAAAAAGAAAGCGAUAAAGAGAAAAAGAAGACAAAAGAGAAGAAAGAGAAGCCUAAAGGUGGUGAAGCCAAAUCAGGAAAUAAAGGGAAGAGAUCGCAAGGUCCUGUCCACAUUACUGCAGGGAGUGAACCAAUUCCCAUCGGGGAGGAGGAAGAUGAUGAUCUGGACCAAGAAACAUUCAGUAUAUGCAAGGAAAGGAUGAGACCAGUCAAAAAAGCACUGAAGCAACUCGAUAAGCCUGAUAAGGGACUGACAGUUCAAGAACAGCUGGAGCACACACGCAGCUGCCUCCUAAAAAUUGGGGACCGCAUCUCUGAGUGCCUUAAAGCCUACACUGACCAGGACCAUAUCAAGUUAUGGAGAAGGAACCUGUGGAUAUUUGUGUCAAAAUUCACAGAAUUUGAUGCCAGAAAACUGCACAAACUGUACAAGAUGGCUCAUAAGAAAAGAUCACAGGAAGAAGAGGAGCAGAAGAAGAAGGAGGACAUGUCCAGCAUGAAGAAGCCGUUCCGCCCAGAGCCUUCAGGCUCCAGCCGCGACUCCAUGAUGUCCCAGUCUCACGUGCCUCACAACCCUCAUUCCCAGAAGAUCCACUUGCCCCCUUCCCAUGCCCAGCAGCAGAUGCACGGGCACCCACGGGACAACUAUGGCCAUCCAAACAAAAGACAUUUCAGCAACACGGACCGAGGGGAAUGGCAGAGGGAUCGGAAGUUCAACUACGGUGGCAACAGCAACCAGAUGUGGGGCGGGGAGCGGCAUCACCAGUACGAGCAGCACUGGUACAAGGACCACCACUACGGGGAUCGGCGGUCUCGUGGGGAGCCCCACCGGAGCUCUGGGAGCUACAGACCCAAUAACAUGUCCCGCAAGAGGCCGUACGAACAGUACAACAGUGACCGAGACCACCGAGGCCACCGAGAUUAUUACGACAGGCACCACCACGAUUCCAAGCGUCGGCGAUCUGAUGAGUUCAGGCCUCAGAACUACCACCAGCAGGACUUCAGGCGGAUGUCUGACCACAGGCCACCCAUGGGAUACCAUGGCCAAGGACCUUCGGACCACUACCGGUCCUUCCACACAGACAAAUCGGGAGAUUACAAACAGCCUCUCCCUCCACCUCACGCUGGAGUGUCGGACCCUCGCUCACCCCCCUCUCAGAAAUCCCCCCUCGAUCCCAAGUCCCCUCUGGAUCACAGGUCACCUCUGGAUAGGUCAUUAGAACAGAAGACCAAUCCAGAUUAUAACUGGAACAUUCGGAAAACAUAAAGUGACUGAGAGGGAGAAGGCAGACAUCUGAAAUACUUGGUUUGAUGCAACAACUGCUGCUUUCUCCAAGACAACAACCACAAACUUUGAACAUGCUGCUAUCAUCUUCCUGGGUCAGGGAGGAAAUUUGGGGGAUUAGGUAGAGGAAGAUUUUUUUUCCCCUUGUUUUUUCCCCUCAUUUUCCCCUUCAUUCUUUGUUCCAGUUUAAAUUCCCAUUUCCUUUCUUCUCUUUUGUUACUGGACGUUGAAACCAGCCUUGCUGCCUCAUUCCUUGUUUUGUUCUCCCCAGUCCAAUGGACACAAGGGAAUUGUCCCCUGUCAGUGUUUAACUCUGUUUCCUUUCCCUUCUUCCACUGUUGAACGUUGGAACCAGCCUUUGCUGCCUCAUUCAGUUUGGUCAUGUUUCCCCAGUCUGAUGGACCCAAGGGAUUUUCCCCCAGCCAGUGUUUUCCCAAACCAAGAAGGCAGAUCAAUGCUGCUUAAGGACUGUGCUUGUGUUACCUGACAGAUGCUGCUUUGGUAUUGGGGAUAAACUGGCGGGGAUGGGCUUUGUGUGAAACCAGCAUAGGGCAGUGGGAGGGUGUAUUCAAAGAGGGACAGAAGAGUCCCUCUGCAGCCAAACUUGGUUGAAAGAGGGACGUGGUGUCCCUGCGGAGUGACUCCAAAGGAGUUGGAGCCAUGCUGGUGACAAUCCAUAGCUUUCCUGGCCAUAUUACCAUUUCCAUGUCCCUAUCCAUUUCAAGAAACUGGUUCUGCUUUGACUAUUGUGUCUCCUGCAACUAAAGAGGUGGGGCUGACCUGCCGUCUCUAGGGCUACAACUGGCAAAUCUUGACUCCAGAGGGCUUUGGGAUAUGUGGGGGGAGAAAAAGACUUUCUUAACAAAGGCUUAUUAACUUGUAACUAAUAGGAAGUAAAUCAGGUGAGAACAGUAUUUCCCACUGGGCAGAGCUCAGGAAUUCAUAACAAAAACUCCUCUUCUCUUCUGACAUGGGCAGCUGGGAUGGUCCAGGUGCUGCAAGGUCAAAAGCUGGCUCUGGGCAUCCUGAGGCUCCUCAUCUCCCUGCCACUGAAGUGUUCUAGACUUUGGGCAAGUCAUUUGUCUGCACUUCAUCAAACAGUGAUCCAAAACCUCUGCUGCAACUGAAGGAUGAGGGAUGGUGGAGCAGAGCUCGGUAGAAGUGCAGUGGGCUGAUGGCUGUUCAGCUGUCAGCAGUAACUGCUGCACUGAAAGACAGCACCUAAGUGAGCAGGGAGAGAAUGAGGAAUUCAGGGCUGGGGUCCUUAAAUAUCCUUGGAGCAAAUGUCUUAAGAGCCCAGCAUGGCAGAGGGAAGAGAGGAGUCUGCAGCCCAGCUCAGUGCACUUAGAGCAAACACUCCUCCAAGUCUUGGAGCCUCAGUGUCUGAUGCAGAACCGUGUUCAGCCUGUAGACGGGUGCGAUGAGAGGGGCUGUGCACAGGCUGCUGGCCAGAAGUAGCUGUGGUGGUGGUGAUUUUUCAGGUCCUAGGCCUUUUUCCAUAGAGUCACAUCCUGGAGACCAGUCAUAAAGCUCCCCCAGCAGCCGGGCUGCCCAGAGCAUGGUGCAUCAUCCCCUGGAGCUCAGUGUUAAAGACCAGGCUGUUCCAGACUCUUUUUGCUGGGGGACAGAAGCCUGACCUCCUAUUGAGGUGCCAGUAUGUGACCCUAAUAAGCUGUGAUGUCCUUUCCCCAAAGAGUGAGGGGAGAUGGUGUUCAGGGCUGGCUUCCUGACUCCAGGCGGUGCCUUGGCAGGCACACACACAAACCAACACUAAUACCCCCAUGUCCCAUUCCAUGCCGUGUAUCCCUUGAAACCUGCUGCUGUCACUCCUUCCCGAGCCCGCUGGUUUAACGGGACACACGGGAAGUGUUUUGCUCUCCUUUUUGGUGUUUUUUAUUUUGCAAGAUUCCCACCAACUGCAGGGCAGCUCUGCUUGCUUAGGAGCACUGCACUGCCCUGCGAUAGUAGUGUUACACUCGUGUUGAGCUGUGCAGGAGGAGCUGAAGGCUUCCGCAGUCCCCCUUUGGAGCUGUGGGGCUAGGAGAGGUGUGAGAUAGCGGCGUUCCUCACUAAGCUGUGAUUGCAGGCGCUUGCUGUGGUAUUCAACAAAGAGGUCCUUUCUUUUCAGAGGUAUUAGCUUUUCAUGUGACAAUGGAGGAAGCCUCAGAGGAGCAAAGAGAGUUGCUCUUUUUGUUCACCAAGCGGUGCUAUCGUGAUGGAAAGCUCGUGCCAUACACUCAUAGCAGAAGGCAGUGCUGGCCAGACCAGUGUUACGGUUGGUGGAGGAAAACUCUGAACCCCAGCAAGAGGCAUUUUCUGUGCCCAGCUGUGGUGGUUUCUUGCUCAGCCCGGGUUCAGAGUAUGAGGUUGGUUGGGGUUUUCUUCUUGUGCAACAGCAAAAGCUUUUCCCAUAUCCACCAAAGAACUGUCCCCGCUGUCACCUUAGCCUGAUACUGCAGUCUCACAGUUUGGGGCAGCCACAGCUUCUCUGGGCAACCUGUUCUAGUGAAGAUGGAGAACUAGAUUUGGGAGGAAGUCCUCUCUGAGCACACACAUGCAUUUUAUGUCCUCUCAGCACAGGGACCAUAACCAGGCGCAGUCACUUGGAUGUGAGUGGGAUCGGAGGGGACAGGUCCACAGCCAUAAACUUCACUGCAGUGUUUGUAACAACAUCUGGUACAGCUUUUCCUUGUGAACCAGCUGCGAGAUUCCCUCUUGGCAGGAAGAAAGUAGCAAUUUGCUGGGGUUUUAUGGUAUAUGGUUUUUCAGCCUGACCCCUUUGGAAAUGGUGUAAAGUUUGUGUCAUGCACACGAUGGAAGUCCUGCAGACUGAAACCUGCUGCAGGCGCAGGCGAUGUGGUGCCCCACAGGAUGGAUACUACAGUGUUCUGACAGUCCUUCCCUGAACGGUUCAAGUGACCCCCCCAAAAAUACUGUUGUGCUUUCACCCAUUUCCUCCCAACCUCUGCCUCCCCUCCUGGGAGAGAAGGACUCUUUACUGUAAAAAACCACGGACUUUGAAACUUGUUGACUAAAAACAGUAAUUAAUAUUAAUUUAUAUUUGUGGGAAAGAAGAAACCCCCCCCCCAUGCCACUGUCCUAGUGAUUUCUGAUGUAAAUAUGUUGUUUAUAUAGUAUGUAUGAAAUUUUCCUACAUUGUAAAACUGCUGUACUUUUGAUUCUUGUAUAUUAAAAAGUGUUACGGAGAUUUU